AUGACUGUUGGUAAACAAGAAAAAACUUUAAUACAAGAGGAUUUGAUGCUACCAAUAUAUUCAACUGAUAUGGGAGCUUAUCAAUUCGAUACAUUUGAGAAUCCUGGUGGAACACCACCAUAUUUUCUUUUGUUCAUCAAUGUAAACAGUAGAAAAGGUUAUGCGUUCCCAAUGAGUGAAAAGAACUCAAACAAUGUUCUAAGUGCAAUGCAGAAGUUCAUUUCACAAGCUACAGGUGAAAUGAAGCCUACAAUACUUACUAGUGAUGAAGACCCAGCUUAUACGACACAAAAUGUUCGAGAUCUGUUGGUCAGUCAUAACAUUGAGCACAUGACGACACAGAAAUACAAUCAUAACAUACUAGGUAUUAUUAAUAGGUUCUGUAGAACUAUUAGAACUAUGUUACAUAUGA
Trichomonas vaginalis G3 is the source of this 412-nucleotide messenger RNA. Its product is annotated as integrase core domain-containing protein. The annotation marks the transcript as partial. The transcript has a single exon. NCBI's taxonomy places the organism in Eukaryota, Parabasalia, Trichomonadida, Trichomonadidae. Gene Ontology annotation, biological process: DNA integration. Gene Ontology annotation, molecular function: nucleic acid binding. The record is from RefSeq and is a predicted model, not a curated record.